This is a messenger RNA of Gopherus flavomarginatus (Mexican gopher tortoise), 4378 nucleotides long. RefSeq names its product coiled-coil domain containing 50 (gene CCDC50). The transcript has 11 exons. The record is from RefSeq and is a predicted model, not a curated record. Bases 233 to 1156 code for a protein of 307 amino acids. Gene Ontology annotation, cellular component: cytoplasm. NCBI's taxonomy places the organism in Eukaryota, Metazoa, Chordata, Testudines, Testudinidae. Gene Ontology annotation, molecular function: ubiquitin protein ligase binding.
GUGUUGCUAGCGGGGGCGCGAAGGAGGCGGUGGCCGGGCACUUUUGGGGGGGGGGGACAGGUCAGCGGCUGUGAUUGUUUCCCCUGCCUCCCCCCCACCCCGGCUCCAAUCGCUGCAGCCAGCGCUCAGCCCCAGCGAGAGCCCCCGGAUCGACCCCCCCGUGUGCAGGGGCGGAGCCCCCCCGGCCCGCAGCCCGCCGCAGCUGGAGCAGGAGUAAGCGCAAGAUCCCAACAUGGCUGAAAUCAGCAUCGAUCAGUCCAAGCUACCUGGCGUGAAGGAAGUGUGCCGAGACUUCGCCGUGCUGGAGGAUCACACCCUCGCUCACAGCCUGCAGGAGCAGGAGAUUGAACAUCACUUGGCAACAAAUGUUCAGCGCAACCGCCUGGUGCAACAUGACCUGCAGGUGGCCAAGCAGCUGCAGGAGGAGGAGGAUCUGAAAGCACGAGCCCAAAUCCAGAAGCGCUACAAAGACAUAGAACGGCAGGACUGCGAGAUAGCUCAGGAAAUUCAGGUGAAAUUGGUGAUUGAAGCAGAGCAGCGGCGCAGACAAGAGGAAAAAGAUGAGGACAUUGCCCGCAUCCUACAGCAGAAGGAACUGCAAGAAAAGAAGAGUAAAAAGCACUACUCAGAACCCCAGGGACACGCCGCUCAUGCGGACAGUUACUGCCCAGAGAACGGAGGAUUGAAGUCGAAGGGGACAAAAGAAGCUGUUUAUGCCAAACCCCGAGUGGCCCGUAGGGACCUGGAGCUGUAUGAUGCAGAGAUCGCUAGGAAACUGCAAGAGGAAGAGCUUCUGGCCAACCAGGUUGAUAAGAGGGCAGCGCAAGUAGCCCAGGAUGAGGAAAUAGCUCGCCUGUUGAUGGUGGAGGAAAAGAAGGCUUAUAAGAAAACGAAGGACCGAGAGAAGUCCUCUCUGGAAAAGAAAAGGCAGGACCAGGACUGGAAGCGUGACACAAGUGAAUCCGCGCGUCCAAGGUCAAGAGAGAGGCUUGAACCUCAGAGACUCAAGAGUGACAAACCUGCCCGGCCACCGCCGCCUCCAGUCACAGAACUGGACGACUUUUAUCACAGUCGUGGUAUUACAAGCCAGCCUAGCACUGUGCGUCAGUUUUCUAAACCUGAGUCUUCUCCUAAAGGUUUCCAUUACAAGCAGUAAAAAGCUAGACUUUGCAUUGAUACUGACUCUCUUCUGUAGCAAAUGUUACUGGAAUUCCCAGGAGAGCUUCUCAUUUCCUUUACCCAACUCGAGUUCCAUCCUCAGGACUUCUUCCUCUUUCAAUGUCAUGUCAAUAAGUAGUGUCUAUUCAUCCUGGUUUCCCGGUUGGUUGUGAUCACUUUAGUAGUGCAGUAAAAUCUAGCCAUGGUGUAGCUGGCCAGCUGUACCCAGCUAGCUGAUCUGGCAACACCUUUACAGCCCUCGGAAUCUCUUUUAGCUACAGCUGCAUCUUUGACAAUUAGUGGCUUGAUCUUUUUUCAGAGAGAGAGAGAGAGACAGACAGACAAUUGGGGGGAAGUCCAAGAUGUGAGGUGGAUUAUGGCAAUGCAGAAAUCAAGCAAUAGGAUGGAGAUUAACCUGUGACUAAGAUGACACACAGCUUUCUGUUGUAACCAGGAAUGCACAUCUUCCCGAGUCCUGAGUGAGGAAACGAAGCUAAAUCAACACAGAGCAACUGAGAUUUUCCAUAGUAGUUGUAUGAAGACGGGUUCACCUUCAUGCCAUCUACCAGCAGGGUGCUCGGACUUCACGCCCUUUGGAGAAAAAACUGUUCUGUCUACAAAGUCUCUGUUGUGCAGUCACUUCUUAGGAAACACCCUUUGGGUGAUGCACAUAACAUGCUUCUAUGUCCGAGUCAUAACCCCUUAUUCAGAGGCCUAAAACGUCAGCUCUUGCUGUACAUCUCAUAUGCAUUGUUUUUAAAGAAGUUUUCAAUUUCUUGGUGCAGUUGUCAGUGGUAGAGCUGGAGGGGAAUAUAAAUCCAUGGACCAUAGGACCAAAAGGGACCAUUAUGAUUAUCUGGGGUGACUUUGUGCAUGGCCCGGGUCAGAGAACCUCACCCAGUAAAAAUGGAGGACAUUAGUAUUCUUUCUCCAUUGAGCCCAAUAACUUGUGGCUGAACCAGAGUGUAUUUUCUAGAAGAGCACCCAGUCUCUGUUUAAGAUGCCAUGUGAGGAUAACUUAAUCACUUCCCAGAGUGCAGGAAUCCUCUCUCACUCGAAGAUACCCGCCUAGGUUCUCUCCUGUACUGAUCCUUAUGUCUCUGCCCCCACCCCAUGGGAGACAAGUACCUCCCAAGCUGCCUCCCAGUUCUUUCAACCUCAGCAUUUUUGUCAAUCUCUGUGCAAAUACAUUUGAAUUGCAAAGAUGACCAUAGAUACAGUAAGUUCUUUAGCCUAUCCAGCCAAUAAGGGCUAGGUGGCCAGUCCACAAGUCAGUGGCAGUGCAUUGAUAAGCAGCCUGGGUGGAAACCCUCUGAAUGGCUGCUACUCCAGAAAGGCAAUAAACUGCACCAAGUCUGUCCUGGGUGCAUCGCCUGGUUCCCUGACCUCCCAGGGUCCCGAUGCUGCUGAGUGCACGGAAAGGUAGGAGACACAAUGGCUCUCCAGAGCCUGCUUGCAUGAAGUGAUGGUGCACUGUGCUGGUACAAGGGAGUAAGGAAUGCUUCUGCCCCCUCUGCUCCUUUGUAGCUGUCUGCAGGAUGGGCCCCAAUCCGGCCCCAAGGCCAUGUCUUUCCUAGGGGAAAAAAGGUGUGUUCUUAACUCCAGCUAAGGUAAGUCCUAGCGAAGACAAGGCAGUUGGUAGCUGUCCACGAGCUAGCAGGUCGAGUUAGGCUAUGGAGCAGCCUAGUUUAGCCUGACCUUCUAACUCACGUGCAAACUACAAAUUGCCUGGUCUUCACGAGAAUUUUACCUCCGAUUAGUUACCCUGUGUUAUAACAAUAGCCACCAUGCAGCACCUUUCAUCAGUAGAUCUCAAAGCAGUUUACAAAUCAUUUUACAGAUGGGGAAACUGAGGCAAAUAGAGGCGAGGUGACUUGCCUAAGGUCACCCAUCAACCUGUGGCUGAGCGGGAACUAGAACCCAGUCUCCUGAGUCCCAGUCCAGUGCUCUAUGUAUCAGGCCACACUCCUUGUGUUCUGAAUGAAAAGAAGGCUUAGGUGAGUUAGAAGUAACUUGAGUGUUUUCUGCAUUGCUGGUAUCCCCUGCUGUUGAAUGGACUCAGGCCGAUGUCUCCAGACUGCACAGGAGCGUGCCUGCUUUCCCCUUUGCCUCUCUCCAGGGGUCUCGGAAGCUCUCUACCUCUUCUCAGGAAAGUGCCUAGCCUGUGGCUAGAUUUGACUGCCCUUGUCUCCUGCUCUUUCAGUUGCCCCACAUCCAUCUUGUCAGAAGUGUUAACAGAGUUUUAAAGGAAACAAUCCCAAGAUGCACAGUGUAUUUUUUAUUUGACAAUUUUGGCAAAUGUGCUGGUGCCAUUUGCAAGGUUUUUGUUAUAAAUGUUUAUUUUUAUAUUUCAUGGAACAGUCAAAGUUUCUACUGCUGAGAAUGCCACUUCUUUUCUGUCUUUCCCUGCAUUCCCCCAACCUGUAUGUAUUGUGAAAUGGAACGGGGGCUGGAGGUGUUUCUGUACUGACAAUUCUCGAAUGGUCCAAGACCAUGACCUGCCCCUCGGGUCAUCCAGGAGGUAUAAAAAGUUGCCAAGUCAGAAUAUGGUUGCAUUUUACAGUGGCUUUGUGCAAGUAUAAGUGAUGUCACAAGGUGGGGAGAAUCCGACCCCUGGAGCUCAGCUACUAUUGGGGUUUGGCAGCUAAUUAUGAUUUUCCCCUCCCGGGCCCCAACUGGAGGCUGCAAUUUCCAUCUUAUCCUCAUUAGGAAAGUCUUUAAGGGCCUGAUCCUGCUCCUGUUUCUUGGCCUGGUUCUGGAAAGCAUCCCUAUUCAAGAAGGGUGCUCAGGUCCCAUUGAAUUCAAUGGGAUGUAACAUGCUUAGGUGGCAAAGCUCCUGUUGACUUGACUGAGAACUGGACGAGGCCCUAAGGACCCAGCCCUGCUCCUGUUGAAGUCAGUAGGCAUCUGUUGAGCAAGGAUCAGGUCGUCAAUAGGUGGAAGAUCGAGGACCUGAUUCAGCACAGGCCUAAGCAGCCAUGAAUGACUCUGCUGCUCUCAGCUGAGUGGCCGCUGCUUUUGCCAGACAUAACAUUGGCCCUUAGAGCAAAAGCUCUGGCUGGUUGGUUGGUGUCAGUGAUGAUUCUAAUAAGACCCAACCAGGGCUAUGUGCUCUUUCCCUGAUGGAAAGCCAGGGAACCAACCUUUCUGUUGCCCCCGUUUAAGUAGCUUGGCCUAUUACCUUGCUCUAAAUUAAAACGUAUACAGCAAAAGGCCGGAA